GACUUCUACGGAACGAGUGGACAUCAAGUCGGCCCACUCUUCCAGGUCUUUGCCUUUUGCGGGCUCGUUGAGAUGCUCACAACCUUCGCCAAGACCAGCAACAUUUCCAACAAGCCGGGACUGACUCUGGAGAAUGCAGGCGACUACCGCUUGGGCGUCAACUUCCUCCCAAAUGAUCCGGCCAAGGUGAAGGAGAUGAAGUUGAAGGAGCUCAAGAACGGGCGCCUGGCCAUGUUGGCCUUCGGCGGUGCCAUCACUCAGGCCACCUUGACUGGAAACGGCUUUCCUUGGCUCUAUGCCCAGAAGGAGCAGAAGGCUGCCACCUUCGGAGCCUCCACCCAGCGCAGCUCCGCCCGUGCUGGCUUUGGUGGUAGCCGCGUGGCCAGGCAAGCGGAAUCCAAGGGCUACAAGAUGAGCGCCGCAGUGCCCUUUUUGCCGAUGUCCCCAGCCCUGGAGGGCCUUCCAGGCGAGGAGGAGGGCUUCGACCCCAUGGGCUUCUCCUUGGCCAUCGACAUCCGUUGGCUCCGCGAGGCGGAGCUGAAGCACGGCCGUGUGGCGAUGCUGGCAACCGUGGGCUGGAUCGCCACCGAUCUUGGCCUACGUGUGCCGGGUGAGCCCUUCCAAGUCUCCACCAUCGAGGCCCACGAUGCCAUGGUGAAGUUCGGCUCCAUGCCCCAGAUCCUGGUGUGGCUGGGCUACUUGGAGCUCUUUGGCUUCCUGGCCAUCAUCAACAUGCAGGAGGGUAAGACUGACCGAAAACCGGGCGACUUCGGGCUGCGGGGCUUCUACCCUGCGGAUGCCAAGGGCCAGUACGACAUGCAGGUGAAGGAGCUGCGCAACGGCCGCUUGGCCAUGCUGGCCUUCUCAGGUAUCGUCACAGUAGGCGUGCUUACACAGGACUGGAAGUGGCCUUUCUUCAAUGCCGUGGUGAACGCCGUCCCCGAAGCGCAGCAGGCGACCGCCUCCAGUCAUCGCCUCUGUGGUGCGACCGUCGUUCCACAGACCGCGCAGACGCGCACGGUGCGACAUGCCGCCACCAGCAAGAGCCUGCCAUUCCUGCCAAAGCCUCAGAACUUGGGCGGCCUGGUCGGUGGCGAGGCGGAGUUCGACCCUCUGGGCUUCUCCGACACCUUCGACGUGAAGUGGCUUCGGGAGAGUGAGUUGAAGCACGGCCGGGUGUGCAUGUUGGCAACAGUCGGCUUUGUCACCGAACAGUAUUGGAACUUCCCAGGCGGGUCGGAAACCCCGAUGUUGCCGGAGGCCAUCUACACUGCACCUCCCAACUUGACUGCGCUGCUGAUCUUCAUCGCUGGUUACAUUGAGAGCUCUUCCUACGAUGGCAAGCUGACAAUGCUGGACAUGUUCGAGGGGGAGGGCGCCAAACGUGCGCCGGGCGAUUUGAACUUCGGCAAGCGCUUUCUGCCUGGCGACAAGGAGAAGGCCGAUGAGCUGGCGACCAAGG
This is a messenger RNA of Durusdinium trenchii, 1462 nucleotides long. The record is from the annotation of a GenBank genome assembly. Lineage: Eukaryota; Dinophyceae; Suessiales; Symbiodiniaceae.